AUGUGCCUCGAGCUGCACAACCAUAAGCGCACCAUUCAGAAGGGCGACCUCAUCUUUGGAAGCACGGCACACACCAAGACCCGCAAGUCCACCACCUGGCGGCAUUGGGGUUGCGCCACGGAGCGCCUGAUUGCCAACGUCGGCAAAAUCGAAUACCUGGAGGGCCUGCCUGGGCUAAAGGAUGCUGACCAGAAGACCGUGACAGCGAAGUUCGAGGGUGUCGCAGCCCGCAAGGUCAAGGGCACAAAAAGGGGCAAGCGGCAGCCGCCGAUCAGCAAGAAGGCCCGGCGGGACAGCAGCGACGCGCAGGCGGCGGCAGACCAGCAGGCUGCAGGUGGCGAGGGCGAGGAGGGCGGCAAGGUGCAGGAGGGCGGCAGCGCACCUGGGGGCGAGGGUUCCGCGGGCGAGGGUGGUGGUGUGGGGGGUGGUGGCAUGGAGGGCCUGGGCACAGCAGUCCAGGGUGCAGAGGGUGGUGGCGUGGACAGCAAGGGGGCGGCGGGCCAGGGGGCGCAGGGUGGCGAAGUGGAGGGCGAGGGGGCGGAGGCUCAACUUGCCCCUCACCUUGAAGGUGAAAAGGGUGGCUUGGAGGGCCAGCCUGACCCUCCGCACCGCGAGGGUGCGGCGGGCCAGCGGCCAGAGAUUGGCGGAGUGGGGGGCCAGGAGGGGCCGGAGGGCCAGGCUGCAGAGGGUGGCGGCGUGGAAUUCCAGGGCGCGGCUGGCCAGGGGGCAGAGGGCGGCGCGGCGGGCAGCGAGGGCGCGCCCGACAAGGGGGUAGCGGGUGGCGGCGUGGACGGCCAGGCCGGGGGGGCUUCGGGCGGCGGCGCGGAGGGCCAGGGGGCGGGCAGCCGGGCGGCAGAGGGCGGCAGCGCAGGAAAGGGCAAGGCGCAGGCUGCUGCUGCUGCCGAGGCUGAUGCUGUGGCGGCGCCCGAGGCCAAGAUGGUGCCAGAUGCCGACUUUGAGAAAAUCCAGGAGCUGGAGCGCCGCCACGGCGCCGCCCCCGCCGCCGCCCCUGGCCCCGCUUUGGCGCUUCCGCUCGGCGGCGGGUCCCGCGACGGCGGCGGCGGCGGCGCCCUCGAGCUCGUGCUGGACACAGCUGGUGACCCUGCAAACGUCACAUAUCAGAGCCUGUACGCCCGAGACGUCCCUCGGUUCAGCCGCGUCGACCCCCUGAAUUUGCUGGGAGACACGCGCCUCCGCUACGCGUGGCAGCGCGACGCCGCCGCUGCGGCCGCCGACCGCGAGGCGGGCGCGCAAAGCGGCGGGCCGCGGUACUUCCAGGGGCGAUGGGCGCUGCAGGAGCGAAACAAGAAGGCGCGGCGGGUGCGGCUGGGCGACGAGCGCGCGGCAGCCGCGGAAGCGGCGGCGGCGGCCGCGCUCGCGGGCGGGCGGCAGCGAACGGGCGGCUGGCAGCCGCAGCCAGGCGGUGGCGGCGGCGGCAUGGGGCUGCCGCUGCCGACGUAUGUGCCGUUGGGCGCCGCGGCGGACACCGCGCGGCAGGGCGCGCCGCGGUGGCCCGGGAGCCCAGAGGGGUUUCGGGUGCAAGGCGCGGCCAGCGGAGGCGGCGACGGCGCCGGCAGGAGAGGGCCAGAGCAGCUACUGUUGGAAAGAGGGGAGGACGUCGAAGAGUUUGUGCUGCGGCGCACCCGCGAGUGGAACGUGGCCCUGCGGGAGCGGCCCGAGGAGGAGCGGCUGUGGCUGGGUUUUGCCGAGUUCCAGGAGCACGCAGCGCGGCUGCUGGGGCGCAGGCCCCAAGACGCGCCGCCGGCGGAGAAGCAGGUCUCGAUAUUGCAGCGCGGCCUCGAGCACCACCCCGGCAGCGAGCGCCUGCUGCUCGCGCUGCUGCGCGCGUACGCGCAGUGCGCGGAGCCGGAGGCGCUGCGCGCCAAGAUGUCGCAGUUUGCCACCUUCAAGCCCGCCGACAUCAAGGCCCUCUUCCACCGCGCCCUGUCCGGCCUGACCUCGGACCUCGCGCGGCUGCGGCGCGCCCGCCUGCGCCCCCACCAGCCGUCUGAGGCUGAGGCGGCGGCCGAGGCGGGCGCGGAGGAGCGGGCGGCGCAGGCGGUGCUGGCGCUGGCGUGGGCGCUCAUGGGCGCGGGGUGCACCGAGGCGGCGGUGGGCGUGCUGCAGGCCGUGCUCGAGUUCCAUUGCUUCGCGCCGCCCGAGCCGCCCGGCGGCCCCCACGCGCUACUGCGCCUCUUCGCGGCGUUCUGGGAGAGCGGCGCGCCGCGCGUCGGCGAGCCCGGCGCCGCGGGCUAUGAGCAGCAGAUCCUUGAGGAGGAGGAGCCGCCGCCGCCGCUGCCGCCUGGCCCGCCGCCGCCGCUGCCGGAGGACGAGCCGCCGCCGCCGCUGCCGCCGGGCCUGCCGCCGCUGCCGGACGAGCGGGGGACGGGCGGCGCGCCGUGGGAAAACCAGCAGCAGCAGCAGCAGCAGCGGCAGCAGCAGCAGCAGCAGCAGCAGCAGCAGCAGCAGCAGCAGCAACAACAGCAGCCGCAGCAGCAGGAGCAGCGGGGCCCAUCAGGGCAGGGGGAGGCGGAGGACGGGCAGCAGGAGGCCGCGGCGGCCGGCAACGGCUGGGGCGGCUGGUUCGAGAUCCCCAAAGCGGCCGCCGCAGAGGCGGCCGCGGGUGGCCUUGGCAUUGAGGGCGGCGGCGACAACCAGCGGUGA
Molecule: messenger RNA, 2664 nt
Organism: Monoraphidium neglectum
Lineage: Eukaryota; Viridiplantae; Chlorophyta; Chlorophyceae; Sphaeropleales; Selenastraceae
Exons: 11
Coding region: 1-2664 (887 amino acids)
Biological process (GO): negative regulation of RNA catabolic process; regulatory ncRNA-mediated post-transcriptional gene silencing
Cellular component (GO): catalytic step 2 spliceosome
Molecular function (GO): zinc ion binding; DNA binding
Source: RefSeq, a predicted model, not a curated record